UUAUUUACUCAUUCUUUGGUUUGAAUUCCCUCUUUAAAUUUUCUAUAUUUAUAGAAACUAUGGAUCAAAGAGUUUUCGGCAUAAGAAAAAAGCCCACCGGAGCUUUUCAUUUCUUCUUUAUCAGAAUCAAACAAAUAUGGGUUCUCUAGCUUUACCCCUUUCAAAGAUGGGAGCCCUUACUUUGCACCCAACAACAAUGGUGGGAUUUCCAACUUCUACUUCUGUCUCCCUUCAUUUCCAUCCUUCUCCUCAUCCGCAUCGACUGAAGGUACGGUGCCAAAAAACCGAAGCUGACCAGAAGGUAGUCAAGAAGUUGCCUCCGGGGCCGAUGAAGCUUCCUAUUAUUGGAAACCUGCACAACUUGGCAGGUAAGCUGCCUCAUCAUGCUCUCCAAGAACUUGCCAAAGAAUAUGGACCUAUCCUGCACCUGCAACUGGGUGAGGUUUCUACAAUGGUGGUUUCCGAUGGUAAGAUGGCUAAAGAGGUGUUAAAGACGCAUGAUCUUAACUUUGCACAGAGGCCACGACUUCUUGCUGCUGACAUUGUACUAUACGAUGGUAAAGAUAUUGCUUUCUCUCCAUAUGGUGAAUACUAUAAGCAGAUGAAAAAGGUUGGCGCCGAAGAACUCUUAGGGCCUAAGCGGGUGCAAUCGUACUCUUCUCUUCGUGAAGAGGAGGUCCAGAAACUCGUUGAAUCAGUUCGAUUGUCUCUGGGUAAACCGAUCAAUUUUGGUGACAGAAUUUGUCGCUUGACUAAUGUUAUAGUCUUCAAAGCAGCUUUUGGAGAAGAAUGCAAAGAACAGGAUACAGCCAUUGCAGUAUGCGUGACAGCAACAACCCUUGCCGGAGGUUUUCAGAUAGCUGAUGUGUUCCCCUCGUUAACGUUUCUUCAUGACAUCAAUGGUUUUAAAACGAAAGUAAAGGAAGUUGCUAAGGAAAUUGACAGAAUGUUGAGUGACAUCGUUGAGGAACACAGUAAGAAACUGACGAGCAGAGAAAUCAAUAACGAUGGAACAGAGAGAGAAGAUCUAGUUGAUGUUCUCUUGAAGCUUCAAAGAAGUGGCCGCUUUCAGUGUGAAGUAACAACUGACCACAUUAAAGCUGUCAUUUUCGAUUUUUUCAUUGCUGGAACAGAGACGUCUUCGAACACUAUAGAAUGGGCAAUGUCAGAACUGAUGAGAAAUCCAAGAGUCCUGAAGAAAGCACAGGCAGAGGUAAGGGAAGCUUUUAAAGGGAAGAAAACAAUCCGCGACGCUGACGUUAAGGACUUGAAAUACUUGGAAUUAGUAAUAAAAGAGACUUUAAGGCUACAUCCUCCAUUGCCCCUGUUACUUCCAAGAGAAAACAAACAAAGUUGUGCAAUUGGAGGGUACCAAAUACCAGCCAAAACCAGGAUGAUUGUCAAUGCCUAUGCAAUCGGUCGAGAUCCCAAGACCUGGCGUGACGCUGACAAGUUCAUACCUGAGAGAUUCUUGGACGCUGCAGUCGAUUUUAUAGGGAUGGAUUUUGAGUACAUCCCAUUUGGAGGUGGAAGGAGGAUAUGUCCAGGCAUGAAUUUAGGUAUGGCCAACAUGCAGCUACCUUUAGCCCAAUUACUCUACCAUUUUGACUGGAAGCUACCAGAUGGGAUCGCACCAGAAGAUUUAGACAUGACCGAAACUUUUGGAGCCACCAUUACAAGAAAGAAUAAGUUGCACGUGAUCCCCACUCGUUACCAGCCCUUGCAGGGUAACCAACAGAGGGAAGCCAUAAAAGUUGUCAAUUAAAUGAUCCCGUCCUCGAUGUAGAACAGCCUAUUGGACACAACUUCUUUCCAUCUUCUCUUUAAAUGUUUGUUUUAGUGACUUGUGUCCUGUCUCAUUCAUGUGUCAUAUGCUGCUGUAUUGUGGAUCUUGUUUUGUCUUUAGUACCGGGGAAAAUGUCAUCUGCCUUUUGUAUUGUUUUGAUUAGCAAAUAAAGUUACUUGUAAUCUUAUUAGGUUAAAUAUUCAAAACUUUAAGAUUUUUUUUUUUU
This is a messenger RNA of Ricinus communis (castor bean), 2012 nucleotides long. Its product is annotated as premnaspirodiene oxygenase. The record is from RefSeq and is a predicted model, not a curated record. The transcript has 2 exons. The coding region runs from base 137 to 1765 and encodes 542 amino acids. Gene Ontology annotation, molecular function: oxidoreductase activity, acting on paired donors, with incorporation or reduction of molecular oxygen; heme binding; monooxygenase activity. Lineage: Eukaryota; Viridiplantae; Streptophyta; Magnoliopsida; Malpighiales; Euphorbiaceae.